GUGAUACACAAGUCCUGAGCCAAAGUCAAACAAGAAAGAACUUGUUUGGAAGGAUGGUGUCAUUCCUUUUCCAGAGCGAGACGCACAGGGGGAGGGCCUAAUAGCUGGAGAGAGGGGAAGAGACAAGAAAAAGAGAAGUUACCAUUACAGUCAACUCUUACUCAGCUGCAACCUACACAGACACACACACAGAGAGAUAGAGAGAGAACAGAGAAAGAGGAACAAAAGGAAGAGGUGGAAGUGAAAAAGGGAAGAGAUCCACACUGACAGGAUAAAUACACAAAAUGGAGGACUCUAACAGCAGUAAGCCGUUAAUGGUGACAUCCUCUCUGAAUUUCAAAGUCACCACACCGUCCUUCUACAACCAGCCAAAGAAGUUUGCCUCGGUGGCACCGCCACGGCCAAAAAGCCUGACGCCUCCCACAGCUCCGUCACCAACACCGAUAGGCACAGGUCUGAUUGGUCGUGUGGGAGAUGUGCCUGUGCCGCCCCCAACGCUCCUUGAUGACUUCCCACCCCCUCCUCCCCCUCCUCCUCCGCUGGAUGACGACCUGCCAGCACCUCCCCCUGAAUGCCACACCUUACCCACAUCCUCUGACGCCCCCCCUCCCGCCUUCCCCGCCCCACCUCCUGUAGCAGAAGACCUGCCCCUCCCGGCUCCCCCCGAGGAGAGCACCUGUCCGCCCGCCUGCCCCUCUCCCCCUCCUCCCCCACCCCCUCCACCUCUCCCCGCAUCCGGCGCCAGUAUUCCCAGUGCUGCCUUGAGCCCACAGAGAAUGAUGGGGAAACAAAGUAGUUUCGAUCAACAGCUCGACACUCUGACUGACCUGCUGUCGGAGAUGGAGAACAGGGGACCUUUUAACCCCAAGUUACCGAGCCAGUAUCCUUCUGCACCAGCACCCAAGCCUUCAGCUCCGCCCCCGACUGCUCCCAAACCAGCGCUCUCCUUCCUCCCACCUCCUGAGAUGGGAGACCGCCCGGCUCCACCCCCUUGGGCCGAAGAACUCAAAGCCAGAACAAACCGUCAAGCCAAUCACAACUCGGCACCAAACUCCGCUGCUCAGCCCUUUUCUAAGGCCCCGGCGGUGGCGCCCAAGUCCGGUUUCGGAGGGAGACCGACCAAUUCCUCUGCUUCUCUGGCGCAAAAACUGAACCAGAACCUGAACCAGAACCCCCCCAUCGUCAGUGUAGCACCAAAACCAUCUCCUCCCUAUGCAACCAGCUCUUUCCCUCCACCACCCGCAGCUCCCCCCGCACCUUCUACUCCACCAAAAAGCAUGGUGGCUGCACCAACGUCUAAUCACAUAAAGAGUUCUCCCUUUGCCAGUCAAGUCAAUGCGAAUCAAAACCCUCCAGCUGCUGUGCCUCCCCCUCCCCAACCCAAGAUGAUGACAUCUCCACCCUCUUCCUUUAACCAACCAAUGAAAUCUCCCCCUGCAUCAACGCCAUCACCCCCCGGCCCAGUUGCUAUCCCAGGUGGAGGUGUUCCUCUCAACAUGAAAGAAGUGGAGGAGUUGGAGAGAAUGACCCAGGACUUUAUUAGAAACAUGGACAAACACGCACCUGUCAUCACCUCCGCUCCUACAGAGGUUUGUGGGAAAUGUGGCGAGGCCCUGUCCCGCACUCAACCAGCAGUGAGAGCCAUGGAGAAACUCUUCCACUCAAACUGCUUCUGUUGCGUGAGUUGUCAUCGCCCCCUGCAGGGCAUGCAGUUCUAUGACAGGGAUGGUGGUCCAGAGUGUGAGGAGUGCUACAUGGGUUCCCUGGCAGUGUGUUCCCGAUGUGGGGAGAGGAUCACAGACCGUGUGCUCAAGGCAGUGGGCCAGAGUUUCCACUCCCACUGUUUCCGCUGCAGCACCUGCUCCUGCGUACUUGAGGGUGCGCCCUUCAUUACCGAUGACAACAACAACCCCUACUGUGUCCAGGAUUACCACAGGCGUUUCUCUCCUCUGUGUGUGAGCUGUAAUGAGCCCAUUAUUCCUGCCCCAGGCAGCGAGGAGACGGUCCGAGUGGUGGCUCUCGACAAGAACUUCCACCUCAAGUGUUACCGUUGUGAGGACUGUAAUCGUCCCCUCUCCAUAGAAGCAGAUGAAAACGGCUGCUACCCAUUGGAUGGUAAAAUCCUGUGUAUGAAGUGCCACACCCAGCGAGCCAAGCAAGCUGCCCAGUGAUCGUGUCAAACAAUGAACCAAAUCCAAAAGCACAGGAUUCACUCAGCAACCGAUUUGCCUUUGCAACAGGGCUCUGUUCCGUAUGUGUUUGCAGGUGUGAAUGUGAAUGUGCUGAGUGAAAGUGUUUGCAUGCAGAUACAGUGUAGUAUUCCCUAGUCGCUGUUCACUUCAGUGCAGAAGUAAUGUACUGCAUUGAGUCAUCGUUUAUUCCCCAUCUCGAACUCAUCUAUCUCUCAUUUAGCCUUCCUUGUGAGCUAGAGCAAAUUUUUUGUACCAAUCCCAAGUUUACUCUCAAAAUUUCCAGCAUAACUUGCACAAGAGCAGUUUGGUCAAAAAGAGCAGUGCGAUGAAAAUAUAAAGUUGCCUUUCUUUGUUUUUCUGGCCUCAGCAUUGUUGGUAGCACCAUUAACUGAGCCGCUUCCAUCUUAAGACUUUCCCUGGCUGGUCUGUUUCCCUGUGAACGUGGCAACUACACUGAUGUUUCUAAAACAGAUUGUUACCAUAGGGUGAGGUGUAUUCAGAACCUCCAUUAUACCAUUCCACAGUUAUUACCACUCUGGCUCUGUUGAUAGAGCACAUCUUUAACACUUUAGCAGUGGCUGUGCCUGCAAGCAUGGUUAAUGAUGCUUCCCUAGAAACUGCUUUCUAUCUACUCCGAUAACUUUGUAAGGUUUUCUAGGGCUAAAUGUUGACUGCAAAAACAGAUGAAAACAGUGAAUGUUGUUCUUUGUGAUAAGAAUCUGUUCUUCUACAGGCAUGUAUUGAAUUAUGUCUUGUUACUUUCUUUACUUAAUCAUAUCAGGCCAAGGUUAGAACAAAAAAGAUCAAAAAAAUAGUUCAGAGCUGAUUCAACAAUGAUAAGUAUUUUAGAUGCAUGCUUUUUAGAUGCACAAAUGAACAAACAGACGAGCACAGAUUCGCCACGCACGGAUUCCACUCCAGGGAUCUCCGAAUUUAAAAACAGUGUCGUUAAAAAUAUCAGCUGCAUGGCUGAAAACAGGACCUAUUAUGUGAUUAUUGUUGCACAGUUUCAUUGCGAAAUAAGUGUUUUUGUUAGUGUCAGUUUGACUCUGAAUCCCCUGCACAAGAUACAAAUUAAGUAGACCCCAUUGAAAAAAAUAAUAGCAUAGUUUUUUGCAAAUAAUAUAAUUUAAGGACCUUUUUUCUAUUAUAUAUUAAGAUUACACGUGUGCCAGUGCAAAAAGAACCUGUUGUAACAACAGGAAAUGGAUCAGUAGAGGUGGUGGCUUCGAGCUUCAGGUAACACUUGUUAAAACAUAGUGACCAAAUAUUUCGCAGCUGUUUGCAAGAUUGGUGUUUUCUAAAACAAUUGCAUUCAAUGUUUUUUGUAUUUGAGCCCAGUGUUAUUUUUGGCUGGAUUUAUUCUGAUGAUUCAGUAAAUACCACUAUUCUUUCCACUAUUCCUUCUUCAGUCUGCUCAUGACAGUUAUAUACUAUUUUAUUCUUAAUUCUUAUGUUACUGUACUGUAUUUCAUUGAUAAACGCCUACAAAUUAUAUGUUCUCAUUUUUAAGCUGGCAAUGUUCCUCCACUCUCUCUCUCUCGUGUGUAUUCCGUCAUUCCUCUAGAAUUGAGCCGGAUUUGCCGCCACAGAAGUGAAUAAGAAAACUGUUGUAACUCGUGCUUUGCAUUGAGCCCGGUGCAUUAUUACAGAACGACUAAAAGAACACAGCAAUAGUGAUUCUGCGUUGCAUGCUAACUGUGUAGGUGGUGGGGGCAUUUCCUCUAGUAUUAUGUCUUCUGUUUGCACAAACUCCUCCGCCUCUGUGGCCCAUGCCUUUGACAUCACCAUGUGAUUUUACAUACAUGAUGAUGCCUUCACGGUUGCAUUUAUCUGCCGUUUUAUUGUGUUAUGUCCUAUUGUACUACAUUCGGAUGCCUUGUCUUUUCAUAUACCUUUUUUAUAAAUUCCUGUUUAAUAUGUGUGAAUGUGUAUAUGUUAAAAAAACAAACAUUUAGCCCCGCCCCUCCCUCCUGUGGCUGUAUCAAAAGAUAAAUAAAGUGAAUAAAAUGCUAAAUACCAA
Messenger RNA from Limanda limanda (common dab), 4215 nucleotides. It is a transcript of the gene zyx, whose product is annotated as zyxin. The record is from RefSeq and is a predicted model, not a curated record. The coding region runs from base 285 to 2171 and encodes 628 amino acids. Gene Ontology annotation, biological process: transforming growth factor beta receptor signaling pathway; integrin-mediated signaling pathway. Lineage: Eukaryota; Metazoa; Chordata; Actinopteri; Pleuronectiformes; Pleuronectidae. The transcript is spliced from 10 exons.